Molecule: messenger RNA, 605 nt
Organism: Ceratosolen solmsi marchali
Lineage: Eukaryota; Metazoa; Arthropoda; Insecta; Hymenoptera; Agaonidae
Gene: Gnpnat
Product: glucosamine 6-phosphate N-acetyltransferase
Exons: 5
Coding region: 1-576 (191 amino acids)
Molecular function (GO): glucosamine 6-phosphate N-acetyltransferase activity
Source: RefSeq, a predicted model, not a curated record
AUGAGUAAUUUACGCAUACAGGAUGUGGCAUCAAAAAUAGGUAUAGAUCUUUUUAAUCCUAGUUUAUUAGAAAAAGUAUCAAAUCAGUUACCCAGUGAUAAUCUCACUUUUAGACCACUUAAUAGUAGAGAUUAUGAUAAAGGUUUCUUACAACUCUUAGAACAAUUAACUAAAGUAGGAAAUGUAACACAGGAUCAAUUUUUAAAUUGUUUUUGUAAUAUGAAAACUUCUGGAGGAUAUUAUAUUGUUGUUGUAGAAGAUUUAAAUUGUGGAAAAGUUAUUGGUAGUGCUACACUUGUAAUUGAGCAAAAAUUUAUUCAUAAUUGUGGAUUGCAUGGGCUUCUAGAAGAUGUUGUAGUCAACAGUGAAUAUAGAGGUAAACAACUUGGUAAACUCAUUGUAGCAGCUAUAAAGCAAAUAGCAACCACUUUAAAAUGUUAUAAACUUACACUUAACUGCCAAGAUCAUCUCAUACCGUUUUAUGAAAAUUUAGGUUUUAAAAGAGAAACUGGAAAUGCUAAUUCUAUGCAUGUACGAUUUAUCAAUGAUAAUCCAGUCGAACAGUCGCGACUAUAAAAAAAACUAAAAAUUUGUUUUAAAUUGCU